This is a messenger RNA of Mangifera indica (mango), 779 nucleotides long. Its product is annotated as protein BUNDLE SHEATH DEFECTIVE 2, chloroplastic-like. Gene Ontology annotation, cellular component: protein folding chaperone complex; chloroplast stroma. The transcript is spliced from 5 exons. The record is from RefSeq and is a predicted model, not a curated record. Lineage: Eukaryota; Viridiplantae; Streptophyta; Magnoliopsida; Sapindales; Anacardiaceae. Bases 134 to 532 code for a protein of 132 amino acids. Gene Ontology annotation, molecular function: protein folding chaperone.
GGUAGCCUUAUCUGGUGUGGCUGUAUUGUAUUCGUUGCCACCAACACCGAAACAUAAAGCUUAACUCUUAUCGCUUUUCAGUUCGAGCUUUCACUUCCUCCUAUACAAAGAAGUAAUAAAAACUCUGUUAAAAAUGGCAAACUCCCUUUUUUGGGCUCCCGUUUGUUCCUUCAAAUUUCCAAACAAGCCAGGGAUAGCUAUCGACAAUUCAGUUGCUCGAAAGUCUAUCUGGGUUAAUGAAGUGUUUCACAAGUCAAGAACUGCCAAAAUUCGAUCUUUGGAGGUUAAGGCAGCGGAUAGUAACAAGAGUGCCAAACCAAAUAGCAUAGUCUGUGCCGAUUGUGAUGGAAAUGCAGGUGCCAAACAAUGUUCUCAAUGCAAAGGUACUGGAGUUAAUUCUGUAGAUCAUUUCGGUGGACAGUUUAAAGCGGGCGGGUUAUGUUGGCUUUGCAGAGGGAAAAGAGACAUUUUGUGUGGGAAUUGUAAUGGAGCUGGGUUUAUUGGUGGAUUCAUGAGCACAAUUGAUGAGUAAGAGGUAGAAAGAUUGUGCCUGCCUGCUAAGUAAGCUAUGGUUAAAUUAGGUUUGGUUAUGUUUGUGAAUGUUGAAUGACAAUCAUAUGCUAAUACUUCUUGGGACAAUUCCAGAUGUGUGUAAAAGGUCGAAUUUUCAGAUUUUCCAAACCAACCAGGAUAUCUUGAAAUUUUGAAAUGUUGAUGUAUUUGUUUACCUAUUGUCACUUUUGAUAGUGUAAUUCAAGUUCUUUCUGCAUUCAGUUAAA